CAUCUGGUUUAUCAGGUACAUCCAUCUCUAUCAGUCUUCCUACAAGUGCCUCUAAAGAAUUUCUACCAGUAACAAGAAAUCAUAAUAAAACUAAGCAACCAGAGAUGGCAAAGAUGGAUGUGGGAGUUGCGGCCAUCUGUAUUCAGAGAGCAUGGAAAUGUCACCACAACAGAAAACUCUUUAAGCUACUUAAGCAUGCCAUCCGGGCCGCUGAAACAUGUGCUGCAUAUGGAAUUCUGAAGAAAGUCAGCCCAGUGGAGGCAGAACUGCUGAAAGAUCCAGGAAUGCAGUGUAAAGUAAGAUUCAGAUUUGCAGGUUAUGAGUUCCCACCAGUCAUAGUCUUUAAGAUUUUUCAUCGCUCAGGCAACCAUAGAAGCCGAUACAUCAGUGGAAAGAGAGUGAUUAGUCCUUCAAGUGAGGCUGCAAUGGACGCUUGUAAGCUGAUGGGGCAUCGAACAUACUACGAUCAAGUGAUUUAUGAUCAGCUUGAACAUCAGACAUACAAAAUCACAGAUACUGUAGAUGUGGCCACAGUUAAAGAUUACAUGCAAUACAUAAGCCACCUUGAUGAGACACCAGCACACCUUGGAGGCCGGGAUAAUUACUGGAGAAGACUGUCACUGAAAAACAUGCCUAGGACAACAAUUAUGUAUGACAUAGUAAAUUAUGCCGAGUCCGGGACCCUUUCAGACAGACUUAAAGAUGAAAUCAAGUUGCUUCUUCAGAUCCCUGGAAAUGAGGUCAUACAGCAGACACAGCUCAGUGCUGUCGCACAAUACAGAUCACCAGCACCACCUCCUUCAUCAGCAAUCUCUACUUGCCUAUCAUCUCACUACUCUGUGGCCCCCAGAAAUACAUCUCGGAGAUCACAUAGGGCUCGUCUAAAAGUGCAAAAAAUGAAAAGGCUUUACGGCCUAGAAAAAGAGGGACAGGAUCUGACAGACACCGAUCAGAGACAGUUUCCAGACGGGAAAAAUACCUUUAACCAAGUGGUGUUUUCUGAUGAUGACUGGGAAGAAGAAGCAGAAAAACUGUAUGCAUGGAGUCAAGGCUUGUCCCUGGAAGAAUCAGAAAUGGCAUCUCCUCUACCCCUUUAA
Messenger RNA from Nanorana parkeri, 1097 nucleotides. It is a transcript of the gene CUNHXorf58, whose product is annotated as chromosome unknown CXorf58 homolog. The transcript is spliced from 8 exons. Bases 105 to 1097 code for a protein of 330 amino acids. Lineage: Eukaryota; Metazoa; Chordata; Amphibia; Anura; Dicroglossidae. The record is from RefSeq and is a predicted model, not a curated record.